Ailuropoda melanoleuca (giant panda) is the source of this 1566-nucleotide messenger RNA. It is a transcript of the gene F10, whose product is annotated as coagulation factor X. Lineage: Eukaryota; Metazoa; Chordata; Mammalia; Carnivora; Ursidae. Gene Ontology annotation, molecular function: calcium ion binding; serine-type endopeptidase activity. The coding region runs from base 85 to 1548 and encodes 487 amino acids. Gene Ontology annotation, biological process: proteolysis; blood coagulation. The record is from RefSeq and is a predicted model, not a curated record. Gene Ontology annotation, cellular component: extracellular region. The transcript has 8 exons.
AACCAGCUGCCUGGAGCCAGGGUGACUGAACCUUGCCCCAGAGACCUGUCACAGCGGGACGGACGCGCUGUCCUUGGCCACACCAUGGCGGGCCCACUGUGCCUCGUCCUGCUCGGCGCCUCCCUGGCCGGCCUCCUGCUGCCGGGGGGCAGUGUGUUCCUCAGCCCAGAGCGCGCCAGCAGCGUCCUGGGGCGCGUCCGCAGGGCAAACUCAUUUUUGGAAGAGAUGAAGAAAGGCAACCUGGAAAGAGAGUGUAUGGAGGAGACGUGCUCGUUUGAGGAGGCCCGUGAAGUCUUUGAGGACACCGCCAAGACGACUGAAUUCUGGAAUAAAUACAAAGAUGGCGACCAGUGCGAGAGCAGUCCUUGCCAGAACGAGGGACAGUGCAGAGACGGCCUUGGGGAGUACACGUGCACCUGCCUGGAAGGAUACGAAGGCAAAAACUGCGAGUUGUCCACGCGGAAACUCUGCAGCGUGGAUAACGGGGACUGUGAGCAGUUCUGCAGGGAGGAGCAGAGCUCCGUGGUGUGCUCCUGUGCCAGCGGGUACGUCCUCGGGGACAACGGCAAGUCCUGCAUCUCCACAGAGCCUUUCCCCUGCGGGAAAACCACGAUGGGGCGCAGGAAGAGGUCAGCGGAGAGCACCCACAGCGGCGAGGGUCCCUCGGAAGCCGAAGCCGACAUGCUGGAGCAGUACGACCCUGGAGACCUGCCCCCCACCGAGAGCCCUCUGCUCCUGCUGCCCUUCAACGAGACAGAGCCCAGCCCUGAGGAGGAUGCCAGCAGCCUGGUCCGGAUCGUGGGCGGGCAGGACUGCAAAGACGGCGAGUGCCCCUGGCAGGCUCUGCUGGUCAACGAGGAAAACGAGGGGUUUUGCGGAGGCACCAUCUUGAGUGAGUUCCACAUCCUCACGGCGGCUCAUUGUGUCCAGCAAGCCAAGAAAUUCACGGUGAGGGUAGGUGAACGGGACAUGGACAAGGAGGAGGGCAAUGAGGUCGCCCACGAGGUGGAGCUGGCCGUCAGGCACAACAGGUUUGUCAGGGAGACCUACGACUUUGACAUCGCCGUCGUCAAGCUGAAGACGCCCAUCACCUUCCGCAUGAACGUGGCCCCCGCCUGCCUGCCCCAGAAGGACUGGGCCGAGUCCACGCUCAUGACGCAGAAGACGGGCAUCGUCAGUGGCUUCGGGAAGACCCACGAGAAGGGCCGGCCGUCCAGAACCCUCAAGAUGAUGGAGGUGCCGUACGUGGACAGGAACACCUGCAAGCUGUCCAGCAGUUUCAGCAUCACCCAGAACAUGUUCUGCGCCGGCUACGACUCCAAGCCCGAGGACGCCUGCCAGGGGGACAGCGGGGGCCCCCACGUCACCCGGUUCAAGGACACCUACUUCGUUACCGGCAUCGUCAGCUGGGGAGAAGGCUGUGCGCGGAAAGGGAAGUAUGGGGUGUACACCAAGGUCACCAACUUUCUCAAGUGGAUCGACAAAUCCAUGAGAGGCCGGUCCACGGCCCCGGCGUCGGCAGGGGACCUUGCGCCUCACCCCCAUUAAAGUCAUUCCCCCUCAAGA